CUCACGCCACUCCUCCCUCAGCCAUUUAUAGCGGUUUGCACCACAACUAAUCGCCAACCGUCCAACUACAACUCUCGCAUUACACCCCUUACCUUCAGACCUUCGUCUCUUCCCUCCGUCGUCGACCUUGCAACACGGUACUAGCUCUUUAGGCUUUUGCCUUGCGACAAUCAUGCCUGGCAGAACCCUUCCAACUUUUACCCCGGCUGAGGUCGAGUCUCACAACGAUGCCAACUCGUGCUAUGUGACCCUGGGAUCAAAGGUCUAUGACGUUACGGACUUCGUCGCCGGUCAUCCCGGUGGUGAAGAGCUGGUACUCGAAUAUGCUGGUAAAGACGUGACGGAGAUACUGCGCGAUCCGGCAUCCCACGCCCAUUCAGAUUCGGCAUACGAAAUUCUGGAUGAGUGUCUUGUCGGUUUUAUCUCUUCGGAACCCAACGGGAAGGCAGCAAAUGGGGGCAUCACUCAACCAAAAGAACAGGCGGUGUUUGCAACUACUGGCUUGUCUUGCGAAGAGGACCUGUCGGUAGAGACCGACUAUACCAAGGAUUAUCAGACACACAAGUUUUUGGAUCUCAACAAGCCCCUCCUCGUCCAGCUUUGGAACAGCGGCUUCACCAAGGAGUUCUAUCUGGAUCAGAUCCACCGCCCGCGUCAUUACAGAGGUGGAGAGUCCGCGCCGCUCUUUGGAAACUUCCUUGAACCUUUUAGCAAGACAGCUUGGUAUGUGGUUCCUAUCAUGUGGCUUCCUCCGAUCACAUAUGGGACUAUCGUUGGUUUCUCUGGACUGGCGAAUGUGCCGGCUGCCGCUGCUUAUUGGGUCGGUGGUCUCUUCCUGUGGACCUUGAUAGAGUAUAUCAUGCAUAGGUUCUUGUUCCACAUUGAUAAGUGGCUUCCUGAUAACCGCGUCGGCCUUACCCUUCACUUCCUGCUACAUGGAAUCCAUCAUUACCUACCUAUGGACAAGUAUCGGUUGGUCAUGCCACCGGCUCUAUUUAUCGUCUUGGCCACCCCAUUCUAUAAACUAGCGCACACGGUGUUCUUCUACAACUGGUAUGCCGCUGUGACAGUCUUCUGUGGAGGUGUUUUCGGCUAUGUCUGUUAUGACAUGACCCACUACUUCCUCCACCACCGCAACCUCCCUUCCUAUUACAAGGCGCUCAAGAAGUACCACCUUCAGCAUCAUUUCGCAGAUUUCGACAAUGGCUUCGGCGUCACUAGUCGCUUUUGGGACCGCGUCUUCGGCACUGAGCUCGAGAUGCCGUCUCCCAAGAACGUGAAGACCCAGUGAACAUACGUGACAUCCUGAUGCUUUAUACUCUGGUUUCUCAGUGUCUCCCAUUAAUCGCUCUCUAUCCAUACCUUUAAUGUACGAAGUAAUGUCGUCGCCGACGCGUGUCUAUUCUUACUCACGCUGACAUUCCGGAGUUGGGCUUGUGAGUUUUUUCAUGUACAUUGAUUGUCAUGGCCGGUGGAAGAAAGACAUGUUUUAUUCUUCCGUGAUAUGUGACCAUGACUCUCGUUGCUUUUGUGAAAACUUUUUCUACCAUUGUACAAACUAUAUAGCCGCUUAUAAUAUAAUAUUCCUCCCACCUACACUAUAUCAAGCCGGGGUACGGUUGAAGUUUAGAUGAGCCGUGGUUCAU
Molecule: messenger RNA, 1646 nt
Organism: Aspergillus welwitschiae
Lineage: Eukaryota; Fungi; Ascomycota; Eurotiomycetes; Eurotiales; Aspergillaceae
Product: fatty acid alpha-hydroxylase
Exons: 3
Coding region: 173-1291 (372 amino acids)
Biological process (GO): lipid biosynthetic process; fatty acid metabolic process
Cellular component (GO): membrane; endoplasmic reticulum
Molecular function (GO): heme binding; iron ion binding; fatty acid 2-hydroxylase activity
Source: RefSeq, a predicted model, not a curated record